AUGACGAACAAGCACUCGUCGUCAGCGCCGACGUCGAUGACGGUCGCCAAGGCUCGCCCGCGCGCUGGUGAACCCCGUCGUAUUCUCGUCACCGGCGGUGCCGGGUUCGUCGGCUCGCACCUCGUCGACGCCCUCAUCGCUCGAGGAGACCACGUCAUGGUGAUGGACAACUUUUUCACGGGUGCGCACCGGAAUCUCGAGCACUUGUCACAGAACGACGGACUGGUGAGAAGUGGGAGAUUCGAAAUCAUUCGACACGACGUCGUGCAGCCGUUUCUUGUCGAGGUGGAUGAGGUCUAUCACCUCGCGUGCCCGGCGUCGCCGAUUCACUACAAGUUCAACCCAGUGAAAACGAUCAAGACGAACGUGAUCGGAACCCUCAAUGCGUUGGGACUGGCCAAGAGGUGCAAGGCGAAAUUCCUACUGACGUCGACGUCAGAGGUGUACGGCGACCCACUCGAGCACCCGCAAAAGGAAUCGUACUGGGGAAACGUUAAUCCGAUCGGUGAGCGCGCGUGUUAUGACGAGGGAAAGCGAUGUGCCGAGACACUCGCGUUUGACUAUCAUCGCGAACACGGCUUGGACAUUCGCGUGGCGCGAAUUUUCAACACGUACGGACCGCGAAUGGCCAUGGACGACGGGCGCGUGGUGUCGAAUUUCGUCGCUCAGGCGCUCCGAGGAGAUAAGCUCACCGUCUACGGCGACGGUUCGCAGACGCGCUCGUUUCAGUACGUCUCUGAUCUGGUCGCCGGACUCAUCGCGCUCAUGGACAACGAAGACGGCUUCAUCGGACCCGUCAACUUGGGGAAUCCCGGCGAGUUCACCAUGAACGAGCUGGCAGAAAAGGUACGCGAGAUCGUGAAUCCCGCGGCAGAGAUCGAGUACUGCGAAAACACCGCUGAUGAUCCCAGUCGAAGGAAGCCCGAUAUUUCCGUCGCGCGAGAAAAGUUGCGCUGGGAACCCAAGGUCACGCUGGACGAGGGAUUGCGCUUGAUGGUAGAUGACUUUCGUGCGCGAGUGGAGGCGUGUGCGAAGCGCGCGAAAACGACGCGAUGA
This is a messenger RNA of Ostreococcus tauri, 1056 nucleotides long. Its product is annotated as NAD-dependent epimerase/dehydratase. The transcript has 2 exons. Bases 1 to 1056 code for a protein of 351 amino acids. Gene Ontology annotation, molecular function: UDP-glucuronate decarboxylase activity; NAD+ binding. Gene Ontology annotation, biological process: D-xylose metabolic process. NCBI's taxonomy places the organism in Eukaryota, Viridiplantae, Chlorophyta, Mamiellophyceae, Mamiellales, Bathycoccaceae. Gene Ontology annotation, cellular component: cytoplasm. The record is from RefSeq and is a predicted model, not a curated record.